UCGCACAGAGAGAGACACACUAGGACUAAACUCUGAUAAUCUCAUAGCUAUGUUCAUUCCAGUUUUUGUGUGAUGGCUCUGAGAGGAGUAUGGCAACUUCAGAAGUUUAUUGUUAGCUAUUGCAAUUGUAGAAGCAGUAAAGGUAUAAGGGCUUCUAUGGAGUCAGAAUUGCCUGUAUUUAAGGAGAAGAAUCCUCAAUUAGAGGUUAUUACUGAACUCAUUCAUGGUCAGCAUCCACAUUUGAAGGCAUUUUAUAAGAACAAAAACGAGCGAGUUAUAUGCGUGAAGAACAUGGAUCCAGAAGAUGUACUUCACCAUGCAAUGAGGCUAAGUCUUCAAUUUUAA
Messenger RNA from Arachis duranensis, 345 nucleotides. RefSeq names its product 54S ribosomal protein L51, mitochondrial-like. Gene Ontology annotation, molecular function: structural constituent of ribosome. The record is from RefSeq and is a predicted model, not a curated record. Gene Ontology annotation, cellular component: mitochondrial large ribosomal subunit. Gene Ontology annotation, biological process: mitochondrial translation. Lineage: Eukaryota; Viridiplantae; Streptophyta; Magnoliopsida; Fabales; Fabaceae.